Molecule: messenger RNA, 4362 nt
Organism: Macaca mulatta (Rhesus monkey)
Lineage: Eukaryota; Metazoa; Chordata; Mammalia; Primates; Cercopithecidae
Gene: CEP43
Product: centrosomal protein 43
Biological process (GO): microtubule anchoring
Cellular component (GO): centrosome
Molecular function (GO): protein binding
Source: RefSeq, a predicted model, not a curated record
GCUCGGGCAGCGCGGAGCCCACCCAACGCCCUCCUCGGCCCUCGGCUCUUCCUGGGGCCGUCCUGCCCCUGCACCAGGGCCUAGCGCCUUUCCGGUUAGCCUCGGAGACCCUGGCCGAGCAGUGUCCGUUCGCCUGGGUAGGGGGCCUCAGGACAUUAUUUCUGGGUGACAGCCCGCAGGGCCUUCCGCCCCUCGCGACCUCUCGGGAGUCCCUUCCCCGACGCCCGCGGGGCUGCAGGGGCCGCAGGUUCGGUCUCGGGGCCUCCUUUCCGCAGUCCGCCCAGCUCUAGGCUAGUAUGCUUUAAUUACGUCAAUAACAUGACUCCGGCGAUCCUGUGCGGCUUGGGAAUGCGGCCGUGGGCGGCGGAGUCCAGGCGGAGUCGGCUCUCCACGCGCGAGGGCGCCUCCUCCUCACCUCUCGCCGGGUUUAAAGCUCGCGCCUCAGGCGACGGCGGCCAACGGGUUCGCCGCUGAAGGCCCCGCCGAGCCCCGCCCCCCACGCCUCGACGCCCCGCCCCUUGCGUGCCCACCCGCGCCCCGAAGCCCCGCCCCCAGCGCCCACCCUGCGUUUCGCGGUUCAGUGGUCCGGCGCUCAGCAAGGCCGGGUGCCAGCGUCAACCCCGAGGUCUCCAUGGCCCGCCUCCCGUCGCCAGGGGGCGGGGAUAGCGCGCUGGGCGUCGGGGCGGGGCCUUGGCUGCGUCGGCUGCGCAGCGCGCGCGCCGAGCGGACCGUGCUGCAGCCGUUGGCCGUUAGCGUGGCUUGGGCGGUUGUCUUGGAGAAGCAAGAUGGCGGCGACGGCGGCCGCAGUGGUGGCGGAGGAGGACACGGAGCUGCGGGACCUGCUGGUGCAGACGCUGGAGAACAGCGGGGUCCUGAACCGCAUCAAGGCUGAACUCCGAGCAGCUGUGUUUUUAGCCCUAGAGGAGCAAGAAAAAGUAGAGAACAAAACUCCUUUAGUCAAUGAGAGCCUGAAAAAGUUUUUAAAUACCAAAGACGGUCGUUUAGUGGCUAGUCUUGUUGCAGAAUUUCUUCAGUUUUUUAACCUUGACUUUACUUUGGCUGUUUUUCAACCUGAAACUAGCACACUGCAAGGUCUCGAAGGUCGAGAGAAUUUAGCUCGAGAUUUAGGUAUAAUUGAAGCAGAAGGUACUGUGGGUGGACCCUUAUUAUUAGAAGUGAUCAGGCGCUGUCAACAGAAAGAAAAAGGGCCAACCACUGGGGAAGGUGCACUAGAUCUAUCUGAUGUACAUCCUCCACCAAAGUCACCAGAGGGAAAAACAAGUGCACAGACAACACCAAGUAAGAAAGCCAACAAUGAGGCCAAUCAGAGUGAUACAAGUGUCUCUCUGUCAGAAUCCAAGAGCAAAAGCAGCCUUCACUUACUGUCCCAUGAAACAAAGAUUGGAUCUUUUCUAAGCAACAAAACUUUAGAUGGCAAAGACAAAGCCGGCCUUUGUCCAGAUGAAGAUGAUAUGGAAGGAGAUUCUUUCUUUGAUGAUCCCAUUCCCAAGCCAGAGAAAACUUAUGGUUUGAGGAGUGAACCUAGGAAGCAACCAGGAAGCCUGGCCUCGCUCUCGGAUGCACCCCCCUUAAAAAGUGGACUCAGCUCCCUGGCGGGGGCCCCUUCCUUAAAAGACUCUGAGAGUAAAAGGGGAAAUACGGUUUUGAAAGAUCUGAAAUUGAUCAGUGAUAAAAUUGGAUCACUUGGAUUAGGAACUGGAGAUGAUGAUGACUAUGUGGAUGAUUUUAACAGUACCAGCCAUCGCUCAGAGAAAAGUGAGAUAAGUAUUGGUGAAGAGAUUGAAGAAGACCUUUCUGUGGAAAUAGAUGACAUCAAUACCAGUGAUAAGCUUGAUGACCUCACACAAGACCUGACUGUAUCCCAGCUCAGUGAUGUUGCAGAUUAUCUGGAAGAUGUUGCAUAGUCACGAAGAAGGAAGUAUUCUCAUUAACAAGGACAGAGGACUGACCGGUUCCAUUUUUUUUUUUCCCCAGACAAUCACUCAGCUGGAAUGUCUGCUCUCUAUUGGUGCCUUGCAUUUCAAAAACAUUGCAGAUAUUUUUUAAAAGUAAUUUUCAUUUUACUAAACAAAAUGCUUCCUAUUUGAGCCCAUGUGUGAAAGAUUUAAUAUUCUUAAUUCAACUGUACAUUUCUUUAUGGAAAUUGAUUAUCUACACAGUUUCAUUACAGGGAAGGAACCCAUGAAAACAUCAGUGUUAAGAGCAUGAUGAAAGGUGUCAAUAAAGCCGUAGGAUCGCACAACCCUUUGUGUGUGUGGCUGCUGGUACGUGUGGUCUUUGAAAACCUUGGCUUUAGCCCUCUGGAAUCAGAGCUUACCCACCAUAGUAUAUUUUGAUAUUAGGUGGUUCUACACAUAGUUGGCAAAAUGACUUGGUAAAUUUGUAAUACUGAAGUAUAUUAGUAUAAGUUAAAUUUGAUGUGUCAACUUUAUUUUGUAUUUCCUUCCAUUUGGAAGGUUUGUUAGACCAUUAAGGUUAUAUUAAAGUACUCUUGUCUGUGCUAUUUAGUUUUGCUUGUUUUAAAGAAAUCUAGAAGUGGUUAUGAGUUUUAAUUCAUAGAAUUGUCAAUAACAGAUAACAUUUGCAAUCGUCAUUCCUCCUGUUGUCCAUGUAAGCAGCUUUAGUCGUAGGUUCUCUUCAUUAUAAUUUAUUAUUUGUAAAGAUUCCUUGAAACAUAUUCAGUACCAACAUGCAUCUGAAACCAUUAAGCAGUGCUUUUAUUUCAGAUCUGUAAGUUAAUUGUAUUAAAAUCCAAAUUGGAAUGAAAUAGUAGUAAUGGCCUAAGACCAUGUUCAGUUUGACAAGCUUUAUAUACUGUACAUAAUUUCAUUGUAAUCCUUAAAAAUAGAGCCAAUAAUAGAAUUUCCGCAGUCUCAUUUAUACGGUUAAAGCAUUAUUGCUAUUAUGUAGGGCACGGACGUUUAUAAUACCAAAAUAUUUUAAAAUGUGCAAGUAGAAAAAAACAGUAGAAAGUGAUGCAUGCAUAUUUAUAUAUAAGUAAAGCUAGGAUUAUGCUGUUUUUGCACUUUAUAAUUUCAAUUAAGUUGCGACUUUUUACUACAAGUUACCUUUAUUAGUAAAAGGAGAAAUUAGACCUAAUUCAUUGGUCUUGGUAAGUGAGCAGACUGCAUGACUUGUGCAAUGCCAGUUUCUCAUUUCAUAUUAGCCAAAUAUUAUAGAAAUUACUCCUUGGGCUCUAACAUGUAGAGGAAAUGAAAAUGUAAGGAUUAAGGCUGUGUAACAGAAUCUGGCUUUUUAAAUUUUAAGUGAAACUGAGCUGUAAACAUCAAGAGGAAGUAGGACAUAAACUGGGCCAGUACAGCCUGGAAGCCCGUGUAUUUCUGCCCUCUGUCUGUGAGCUGCUAUCUCAGUCUCCUUCAGCUCUUCAUGUCUUAGUAAACAGCACCAUGUGCAGAUGUAAUCUUGUUGCAGUCCCCCAGUGUGGUUGUUAUAAAAUGCAUUUCCUUGUAAGUCAUCUGUGUAAACAGUCACUUUCUAAAAGCACUAUAGUUCUGGCCCUCUGGAAUUUGGAUCACAUGUAUGAUUUAUUUUUAAUAUUUGAUAGGAACUAGGUUUCAGUGAAAUGAUUUGAAAGCAUAGCAGGAUGUGGCUUUUUAAAUUUAUGAAACUGUCGAACAGUAGCAACUGAAAUUUGUCACUUUUCUGUUACCCAGAGAAUCAGACCUUUUGAUAAUAUUUGGGAGGGUAAGAGAAAAAUGCCAAAUAUGAAACUUUUUUGUCAGCACUACAUACAUCUUUUUUUUGUGGGGGGCAGGGGUACGGAGUCUCACUCUGUCACUCAGCCUAGAGUGCUGUGGUGUGAUCUCGGCUCACUACAACCUCUGCCUCCUGGGUUCAAGCGAUUCUCCUGCCUCAGCCUCCUGAGUAACUGGGAUUACAGGCGCAUACCACCACACCCGGCUAAUUUUUGUAUUUUUAGUAGAGAUGGGGUUUUACCAUGUCAGUCAGGCUGGUCUCAAACUCCUGACCUCGUGAUCCUCCCGCCUUGGCCUCCCAAAGUGCUGGGAUUACAGGCAUGAGCCACCAUGCCGGGCCAGCACUACAUCCAUUUUAUUGAAUAAUUUUGAAUGACUUCAAGUUCAACUAUGAAAAAGCUUUCUUUUCACAUGUACUUUUUGAUUAGGUAUUGUCAACUUAUUCAACUUGAAGAUGUGAAGUGACAGGUUUUGCAUGUGAUGAGUGUUUUCUGUUAAAAAAUAAAUAUUGAAAUAUUAACCCAUGAAAUACAUUGUUAUGGUAACCUUUGUUUUACAGUGGAGUUUUUUAAAUGCUAGGUCUUUUAUUGAUAACUACAAAUGAAUAAAAAGCAUUUAUUCUCUC